GCCGCCCCCGCCAGACCGGGCCCCGCCGCAGCGCGGGCGGUCAGUGCGCAGCCCCGGAGCAGGAGCCCGGAGCCGGAUUGCGGGCUCGGAGAGGACCCGACCCGCCCGCCGCCCCCAGCCAGGCACCAUGCUGCUGCUGCUGCUGGGCCUGCUGGGCCCUGCCGCCUGCUGGGCCCUGGGGCCCUCUCCAGGCUCGUCGGAGCUGCGCUCGGCCUUCUCGGCGGCACGCACCACCCCCCUGGAGGGCACGUCGGAAAUGGCGGUGACCUUCGACAAGGUGUACGUGAACAUCGGCGGCGACUUCGACGCGGCCACAGGCCAGUUCCGCUGCCGCGUGCCCGGCGCCUACUUCUUCUCCUUCACGGCUGGCAAGGCCCCGCACAAGAGCCUGUCGGUGAUGCUGGUGCGCAACCGCGACGAGGUGCAGGCGCUGGCCUUCGACGAGCAGCGGCGGCCCGGCGCGCGGCGCGCCGCCAGCCAGAGCGCCAUGCUGCAGCUCGACUACGGCGACACGGUGUGGCUGCGGCUGCACGGCUCCCCGCAGUACGCGCUCGGCGCCCCCGGCGCCACCUUCAGCGGCUACCUGGUGUACGCCGACGCCGACGCGCCUGCGCGCGGGCCGCCCGCGUCCCCCGAGCCUCGCUCCUCGGCGGCGCGCACGCGCAGCCUGGUUGGCUCGGACGCGGGCCCGGGGCCGCGGCACCGGCCGCUCGCCUUCGACACGGAGCUCGUCAACAUCGGCGGCGACUUCGACGCGGCGACUGGCGUGUUCCGCUGCCGCCUGCCGGGCGCCUACUUCUUCUCCUUCACGCUGGGCAAGCUGCCGCACAAGACGCUGUCGGUGAAGCUGAUGAAGAACCGCGACGAGGUGCAGGCCAUGAUUUACGACGACGGCGCGUCGCGGCGCCGCGAGAUGCAGAGCCAGAGCGUGAUGCUGGCGCUGCGGCGCGGCGACGCCGUCUGGCUGCUCAGCCACGACCACGACGGCUACGGCGCCUACAGCAACCACGGCAAGUACAUCACCUUCUCCGGCUUCCUGGUGUACCCCGACCUCGCCCCCGCCGGCCCGCCGGGCCUCGGGCCCCCGGAGCUCUGAGCCCCGCCCGGGGAGAGGAGCCCGGGGGCGGCCCGGGGCGUGCAUGCAGAGCCGGGCCGCGGCCCGAGCGCCCAGCCGGCGCGAGCAUGACGGCCCGCCCAGUGCGGCUGACUCUGCCAAUAAAGUGGGCCUGCGUCGGCACCUGUCUGCCUGGGGU
This is a messenger RNA of Ailuropoda melanoleuca (giant panda), 1253 nucleotides long. RefSeq names its product C1q and TNF related 4 (gene C1QTNF4). NCBI's taxonomy places the organism in Eukaryota, Metazoa, Chordata, Mammalia, Carnivora, Ursidae. The record is from RefSeq and is a predicted model, not a curated record. Gene Ontology annotation, molecular function: protein binding.